AUGCCAGAGAUGUCUAAUAAGGAAUCUUCUAAAAUUCUUAAGAAUACCUUUGUAAAGAUUUCUCCCACAAGGAUGUACUUCAUGUUUGGUCAAAUAUCAUUAUUUGAUAGUUUCACUCAGCGUGUGGUCCUCGACAAGUCUGGAGAUCUAGCAGCAUACUAUAGAAUUAGUGGUAGCAAUUGGAAUCUUAUCUGGUCUAUACCUCAAGACCUUUUCCUUGUUUAUAAUCUAUGCAGGGCUUAUAGAGCAUGCAACAGGAACAAUCUUCAAUUCUGCUACGGUCUCGAAGGCUUCAAACCAAGAGACAAUCGCGCCUGGUUUUCACAAGAUUUGUGGUUAAGCAGAUGUGUUCAAUGUAGUAGCUCUACCACCAAUGGUACUACUCAUGGUUUCUUACAUAAGAACAACAUAUUCGUAGCUGGGGAAAAAGUAGUUUCAUAUUCCCAAUACCCAACUCUAUCAACAUACAGAGCUGCAUGUCGGGAAAAUUGCUCCUGCAAAGCCUUUGAUCACACUCCUCCCAUCUAUAGAAUGUGGUUUGGGGAUCUGUUCAAUGUUUGUUUUGCAUCCAUAUCCAGUGGAGGCAAUAACCAAGGUAUUGUCCUUUCAAUUUCACUUCUUGCAAGCACUGUUUUCAUUCUUAUUCCAGCUUUCCUUGUUAUAAUGUUUCUUCAGAGGAGGCGUAGAAUGCUGGGAAAGGGAGGAGAUAUGGAAGGUGAGCUUAUACCUGCUUCACUUAGAACAUUCACUUACAAGGAGCUGCGAAUUGCAACCAACAAUUUCAAAUAUAAGUUAGGAAAAGGAGCAUUUGGCUGUGUCUUUAGAGCUCUCCUAGACAAUACCCUUGUAGCAGUUAAAAAAUUAGAGGGGUCUACACAGGUAGAAAAGAAGUUUCAUGUAGAAAUAAGCAUAAUUGGAAACAUACAGCAUGUCCAUUUGGUUCGGCUUUGUGGGUUUUGCACAGAAGAAUCACAAAGGCUGUUGGUUUACGAGUACAUGCCCAAUAGAUCUCUCAAUUCCUUUCUAUUUGCUGGAUCACAAAAGUUGCUGGAUUGGAAGACACGAUUCGAGAUCACUUUGGGCAAUGCAUGA
Messenger RNA from Cryptomeria japonica (Japanese cedar), 1092 nucleotides. RefSeq names its product G-type lectin S-receptor-like serine/threonine-protein kinase At2g19130. Gene Ontology annotation, biological process: recognition of pollen; protein phosphorylation. Gene Ontology annotation, molecular function: ATP binding; protein kinase activity. The transcript has a single exon. The coding region runs from base 1 to 1092 and encodes 363 amino acids. NCBI's taxonomy places the organism in Eukaryota, Viridiplantae, Streptophyta, Pinopsida, Cupressales, Cupressaceae. The record is from RefSeq and is a predicted model, not a curated record.